Molecule: messenger RNA, 3764 nt
Organism: Harpia harpyja (harpy eagle)
Lineage: Eukaryota; Metazoa; Chordata; Aves; Accipitriformes; Accipitridae
Gene: RASEF
Product: RAS and EF-hand domain containing
Exons: 17
Coding region: 151-2319 (722 amino acids)
Molecular function (GO): GTPase activity; calcium ion binding; GTP binding
Source: RefSeq, a predicted model, not a curated record
CGGGGUGGAGCAGGGCCCGUCCCGCCCCGCCGACGGCAAAGUUGUGCCGCCAGGUCGGGACGCCGCCGCUCGCUCCGUCCCGUCCCGUCCCGUCCCGUCCCGUCCCGUCGGCGGGUAGAGUAUCCGCGCCCCCGGCCGCGGCGCCGGCCGAUGGAUCCCGAGGCGGCGGGGGACGAGCUGUCCCGCCUGCGCGCCCUCUUCCUGGCCUGCGACGCCAGCGGCUCGGGCCGCAUCGAGCGGGAGGACUUCGCGGCGCUCUGCGCCGAGCUGCGGGUGCGGCCGGCCGAGGCCGAGGCCAUCUUCCAGCGCCUCGACAGCGACCGCGACGGGGCCAUCACCUUCCCCGAGUUCGCCCGCGGCUUCCGCGGCGCCACCCGGCGGCGGCCCAGCGGCGGCGAGCCGGAGGGCGAGGGGGAGGCGGCGGCCGGCGCCGCGGGGCUGGAGCAGCCCUGGAGGGACUUCGAGGUGCGGCUCGGGGACGAGGCCAGGUACAUCCCCAGACAAGAGCAGGUCAGUGUUCUGUAUCAGAACAUACACAUAGCGGAACCAAGAUUAAUCCAGCCAUACGAACAUGUCAUUAAGAACUUCAUCCGAGAGAUCAAACUUCAAAGCACAGAGAUGGAAACUUUGGCCAUCGCUGUAAAAAGAGCUCAGGAUAAAGCGGCAGUUCAGCUCAGUGAGCUGGAGGAAGAGAUGGAACAACGAAUACAGGCUGUGGAGCAUAAAGUUAAAAAGGAAGAGAAGCGAAAAGCUGAAGAAGCACUAAAUGAGCUGAAGCGCCAGUAUGAUACUGAAGUUGGGGAUCUUCAGGUGACAAUAAAAAAACUUAAAAAGCUGGAGGAGCAAUCCAAAAAUGUAAAUCACAGGGAAGAUGUGGUUGAAUUGAGAGAAAGAAUACAUGAUAUGUUGCUGGAAAAUCAGAAACUUAAGAAAGAUCUUUUAGAAGCACAGACAAAUAUAGCUUUUCUACAGAGUGAAUUAGAUAGCUUGAAAAGCGAGUAUGCAGAUCAGACUCUGAACACUGAGAGAGACCUAGAAAUGAUCCGAGAGUAUACUGAAGACAGAGAUAACCUGGAAAGACAAAUUGAAAUACUUCAAUCAGCUAACAGAAAGCUACAUGACAGCAAUGAUGGUUUAAGAACUGCUCUUGAAAACAGUUUCAGCAAGUACAACAGAUCAUUGCGGUUAGCAAACACGUCACCAGGAAGCACCAUUUCUAGAAACAGUCCUAAAUUUAAUGGUGGACAGUCUCCUCUAAACCCACGAUAUGACAGAUCAUCUCAUUCUUCUUGUGUGGAUGAAGAUUAUGAUUCUUUAGCCCUUUGUGAUCCUAUGCAAAGGAUAAACUAUGAAGUUGACAGCUUACCCGAGAGCUGUUUUGACAGUGGUUUGUCUACCCUGAGAGAUUCAAAUGAGUAUGAUUCAGAAGUGGAAUACAGACAUCAAAGGAUUUUUCAAAGGUCACAGUGUAUGCAAGAAAGCUUUGGUGGUGAUGCUUCUGAUACAGAUGUUCCAGAGAUCAGGGAUGAAGAAGCAUACAGUCCUGAUAACAGCCAUACACUAUUAGACUGGAAGACCUCACAACCAGUAAGUCGAAGCAGCUCAAUUGCUUCAACAAGGAAAUACAUAUCUGCUCUCACCCCUCAGAGGGGUUCUUUUUAUUUUCAGUCAGAUGCAACUGAAUGUACUCCGAAAUACCCCAGUUCAGAGAAAGCUUACAAGAUUGUUCUUGCUGGAGAUGCAGCAGUGGGAAAAUCCAGUUUCCUUAUGAGACUUUGCAAGAAUGAGUUUCGAGGCAAUACCAGUGCAACCCUGGGUGUGGAUUUUCAAAUGAAAAGACUAAUUGUUGAUGGAGAACCUACAGUGCUACAACUGUGGGACACAGCUGGGCAGGAAAGAUUCCGAAGUAUUGCUAAAUCAUACUUCAGAAGAGCAGAUGGUGUCUUACUGCUAUAUGACAUAACGUGUGAAAAAAGCUUUCUUAAUGUGCGAGAAUGGGUGGAUAUGAUCGAGGAUGCAACUCAUGAGAAUAUUCCAAUUAUGAUGGUGGGAAACAAAGCAGAUCUCCGCCAAGCCGUUACAGAACAAGGGCAAAAAUGUGUGCCUAUGAAGUAUGGAGAAAAGCUGGCUAUGACUUACAGUGCACUGUUCUGUGAAACAAGUGCUAAAGACGGAUCUAAUAUUGUAGAAGCAGUUCUUCAUCUUGCUCGGGAAGUACGAAAACAAAGUGAUAAUCGAGAUGAUACGAGGUCAGUAACCAGCCUGGCUGGGACACCUGUCAAAAAAUCAGCACUCACGAGAAACUGUUGCAAUGUUUAAGUGACAGAUACUUUUCCUGACCUAAAUAACUUGUAUAUUUAAAAAAAAAAAAAAAGAAGGAUUUUAAUAAUAUGUUCUUUUUAUCUUGGAUUUAUAUAUCUGUGUAUUUAGAAAUUGCACAUCAUGUUAAAAAUCCAGACUCUACUUUCUACUCAUUCACAUUAGUGCAUUUGCUUUGCCUCAUAGGCUCUGGUUUUGCUUUUCUUAAGUAAUGUAAGUCAGUGAAGUGAGCUCAGAAUCAAUGCUACAGUAGUCACUGCAUACAAUAUUGUAAUAUAUUUUAUCUUCUUUACCUGCUUGUUUCUUUAUGGGCUCAGUAUUUCUUACAUACAGAACAUGAUAAUAUCAAAUAUCACUCAAAAGAAAAGAAAAAUUUACAGCUUCAAUUAAUUUAAUCUCUUUUUGCUCAUGUCUGCUUAUCUAGUUUUUUGAAGGCCUUAAAUUAUAUGUUGAUGAAACAUUUCCCAAGAAAACUCCAAACCAUUAAAUGGUUGCCUAGAUUCAAGUAAACCCUAAGUUCAGGGCAUGAAGCAGAAUGGUCUCUGUUGGGAGAAGACAGUGUGGUUGCAUGUGGUUCUGGUAUGAUUUUGCAGAGGUUGGCAAGUUAGAAUUUAUUUAAUUAUGGGAGUUGGGGUUUGAUUCAGAACUGAGAAGUAGACUUUACAUCUGAUCCUACACAGCUCAGAAGUGAAAGGAACAUUUGCAUGGACCAUUACCAUUCAAAAUUCCAGAGAGACUAUAAUACCUGUGAUAUGUAGGAUUACCGAGAUGAGUUAAUGAUCCAAUAUCUGCCUGUUUGUUUAGACUAGGUCAUUAUUAGUAUUACAGACAGAUAUGGGUUGUAAUUUUCCCUUGUUUUUCAAAUGUCUUCCAUUCAGACACUAGUUGAGGGAUUGUAAUAGUACAGAGGAGUCUGUUUUAAUGGAUAUUCUUUAUGCAUUUUUGAAGUUUUAAACCUGCAGGUGAAAGAAUUGCUGCACAUGCACAAGCACCUGUAUGAAUUGUUCAUUAAAAAAAGUCCCUGAAAUAACAGCAACUACUUACCUUAGUGAGAAUUCCUUUGCCUAAUUUUAGGAAAACUCUGAGAAUCUCACCAGCUGGUAGCUUUAGGUGAUGUCAUCUCUAAAAACUGAGUUACUAUUACUUAUAAUAAAUAGUUCCCAACAGUCCUAUAGUGUAGUAAAAAUUGUAGAUAUUUCUACAAUUAACAAUCAUGAUCCAAUUCUUCUCAGCUUUCACUAAUUUUGAUCAGAAUGGGGUGGGGCCCCUUCAGAGCCUGCAAACUGUUUCAGUCUUUUCUGUGUGUAUUAAUGAAACAUCUCCAGGCUGAAACCUAGCUCAGUAAAUGAACCUUGGAUAAAGUUUUAUGGACUGAUUGGAAGCCCAUAUGACUAGCAGCUGUUACUGCAUUUUGUCAGCACUAUAUCUGAACACUGUAUAGACUG